AAACUUUAUAGAUAGGUGCACACCCUUGGGUGCCCAACAGUUGCAACUGUUGUUAAUUAAACCAUCUUCUUCUCAGCCUUAACUUCAAGCUUCCAUUCCACCGAUGUAAGAGACCAAUCCGCCAUUACAACACAGUUCAUAUCCCCAUCAAUAGCAAUGCUCGUUCGUCGCAUGGGUUAUUUCUCAUCUUCUUUAUCUAAAAAAACCUCACCUUUCUUCUCUCUCCUCCCAAAAACCCCGUUUCCAUUUCAUCUUCCCCCUAUCCAAUUCUUCAAACCAAUUCAUACCAAAUUCCCACAAACCCAUCUUUUUUCCAUGAACCAAAAAACCCAUCUCACCACUUCCGCUGCUUUCCUCCAAGAACCCACAAAAACCUUGUCCAGCAGGUCCGCCAAGAAAGCCCGCCGUGACGCCCCUGAGAGUGUUCUGCGUCAUCAGCUAGAUCAGUGUUCUAAACGCGGUGACUUACAGGAAGCAAUUCGACUCUAUGAAGAAGCUAAGUUAAACAACGUUUCCCUCAAUGUUCAUCAUUAUAAUGUGUUGCUUUAUCUUUGUUCUUCUGGUUCGGGUACUGAGGGAUAUGGGAUUGAGAAAGGAUUUCAUAUUUUCAAACAGAUGGGUGUAAAUGGUGUUGCUCCUAAUGAGGCAACGUUUACUAGUGCUGCUAGAUUGGCAGUUGCUAAGCAAGACCCAGAAAUGGCUUUUGAUUUAGUGAAGAAAAUGAAGAGUUUUGGUGUUCCUCCUAAGUUAAGAUCAUAUGGGCCAUCAUUAUUUGGGUUUUGUGACAAGGGAAUGGCUGAUAAGGCUUAUGAAGUUGAUGUACAUAUGGGGGAAUCAGGGGUUGUGGCUGAGGAAGCAGAGCUUUCUGCACUGUUGAAAGUUAGUUCUUUGUCUAAAAAGGCUGAUAAAGUAUAUGAAAUGAUGCAUAGAUUAAGGGCAAGUGUAAGGCAGGUGGGUGAAGAGACUGCUGGUGUAAUAGAGGAUUGGUUUAAUUCUGAAUUUGCUGCAGAGGUUGGGCUGCAGAAUUGGGAUGUUCGGAGAGUUAAGGAAGGUGUUGUGAAAGGAGGGGGUGGUUGGCAUGGACAAGGGUGGUUGGGAAAGGGGAAUUGGACUGUGGUGAGAUCGGAGAUGGAUAGUUCCGGAGUUUGUCGUUCAUGUGGGGAAAAGCUUGUGUGCAUUGAUAUUGAUCCUAAGGAGACAGAGAACUUUGCUAAUUCCUUGGCUAAAUUGGCUUGUGAAAGAGAAGUCAAGGCUAAUUUUGUGCAAUUUCAGGACUGGCUUCAGAAGCAUGGUCCAUUUGAUGCUGUGGUGGAUGGUGCAAAUGUCGGACUUAUCACUCAACGAAAUUUUAAUUUCUCUCAGCUCAGAUCUGUUGUCAAUAAAUUAAGGCAGAUGAGUGAAUCAAAGAAACUUCCAUUGGUUAUUUUGCACAAAAGUCGUACAACUGGUGGUCCUGCUCAACAUCCUAAUAACAAGAAGCUUUUAGAAAGUUGGAAGAAAGCAGGUGCACUUUAUGCCACUCCACAUGGUUCAAAUGAUGAUUGGUACUGGUUAUAUGCUGCUGUCAGUUCCAAAGGCUUGCUUUUGACAAAUGAUGAGAUGAGAGACCAUUUGUUCCAACUAUUAGGCACUAGUUUUUUUCCCAGAUGGAAGGAAAAACAUCAGAUCCGGAUGACAGCUUCAAGAGAUGACGGACUUAAGCUCCAUAUGCCGCCACCUUAUUCAAUUGUUACUCAGGAAUCAGAGCAGGGUUGUUGGCAUGUGCCAACUCUUACUGGAGAUGACCUUGAGCUACCAAGACAGUGGGUAUGUGCUACCAGGAGAAAAGCACUGCACUCUCUCUUUUGACGAACUGGUGAAUCAUAUCAUUAACAUAUAAAUGCGGUUUCUGGGAUAGCAUCAGUGAAGCAGCUAUGCUGUAUAUGAGUGCUUUUUUCCUUUGAAGAGGCUUAUAGUUUGCACUUCUCAAAGAUUGUUGUAGAUGGAGAUCAGGAAGAUCACUUAAUGCAAAAGUUCUGGAUACAGUUAACGUCUAUAUAACAUCCUAGUUGCAUUAUCUUGUAUACUAGUUUUUGCUUCUGUAUUCAGGAGUAUUUGGUCAUUUUUAUGUAACAAUUUUGCCUGUUACAAGUGUUAGAAGGAAAAGGUUCUGCCACAAUAGAAGAAUGGCACUUUUGAAACUCAAGAGAGGAUAUUCCUGCAUUUUCAAUCCUAAAUUGGCUGGUCCCUGAGUACCAGAAGAGAAACAGCUUAUGAAGUUUAAAUUAUUUUCCUUUGAAGAGAAACAUUUAUUUGAUCA
Molecule: messenger RNA, 2299 nt
Organism: Solanum dulcamara
Lineage: Eukaryota; Viridiplantae; Streptophyta; Magnoliopsida; Solanales; Solanaceae
Product: proteinaceous RNase P 1, chloroplastic/mitochondrial
Exons: 6
Coding region: 157-1848 (563 amino acids)
Biological process (GO): tRNA 5'-leader removal
Molecular function (GO): protein binding; ribonuclease P activity
Source: RefSeq, a predicted model, not a curated record